GACAUACUGCCAUACAUCCUGAGACAGACGCUUUAAUUACGUUGUGUUAAAUAAAUUUCUAUAAUAUUUGCUUACGAUAACUAUAAGUUCGUAAUAAUAACUUCCUAUUUUUAAUAUAAAUUUUAAUUAGGUAUACAAAAAUUAAAAAUAUUACUUGCUAUUUUAGGAAGGACAGAAAAUGUCUGGCAUUGCAAGUGCACGUUUAGCAGAAGAAAGGAAAGCUUGGCGGAAGGAUCAUCCCUUUGGUUUUGUAGCUAGACCAAUGAAGAAUCCAGAUGGCUCUUUGAAUCUUAUGACUUGGGAGUGUGCUAUUCCCGGAAAAAAAGGGACACCUUGGGAAGGCGGUCUAUAUAAAUUACGGAUGAUCUUUAAAGAUGAUUAUCCUUCAAGUCCACCAAAAUGCAAAUUUGAGCCACCAUUAUUCCACCCAAAUGUCUAUCCAUCAGGAACAGUAUGCUUGUCACUUCUAGAUGAGGAGAAAGAUUGGCGCCCUGCCAUCACAAUUAAACAGAUCCUCCUUGGUAUCCAAGACCUACUCAAUGAACCAAAUGUCAAAGAUCCUGCACAAGCUGAGGCAUAUACAAUUUACUGUCAAAAUAGGUUAGAAUAUGAUAAAAGAGUUCGAGCACAGGCACGCGCAAUGGCUGCCACUGAAUGAAUCUUGCAGAAACAUCAGGAGGAAUAUUGGCCGUGGUGCUGUCAUGGUCAUCUCGCUAAGUGGCAGGAGACUAACAAAACUGAACUUCAUAAUAGCCACUGGAUGUUUAAUUGGCUAUUUAUAUGUUCAUUAUAAAAAAAUAAAUGGAAUAUUUAUUACAUUGUCAAGAUAUACUGUGAAUCUCUGGAGAUUAUUGACAUUGCUCUUUCAAUCAUAGCUUUGUUCUGAAAAAGUAUGCACAAUCUUAGUUUUUAUAAUUAUGAUGAUACCUAUGUAACCUUGCUUGCUGUAUUGAAAAGUACCAACUAUAAUUAAUUCAAAUAUGGAAUAUAUUACAAAUACCGUGAAAAUCAGUGUUCUACUAUUCUGGUUACAUUUAAUACAGAAUGCAAUAUAAGUAAAUAAAUAAUGUUAAUAUUUAUUUAAGUAAGUAUGAUUUAUUUUUCUCACUUGUACAAUCAUAUUACUAUAAUUAUUUUCUUUGAUAUAUAUCAUAUACUAUUAAGCACCUGAAUUAUGAAAUAGAUUAAUUUUCAAGUGGGCAUAUUACAACAUUGUCUACUAAUCUCCUGUCACAAAGUUUCAUACUUUAGAAAGAGUCAUUGUACCCUUGAAUUAUGUGUGUCCUAAACUGUGGUAGGGAUACAGUAAUUCAUUAAUACUUAUUUCUAUGUAAUAAAGUAUUCUAAUUACAAUGUCUGUCU
Molecule: messenger RNA, 1362 nt
Organism: Achroia grisella
Lineage: Eukaryota; Metazoa; Arthropoda; Insecta; Lepidoptera; Pyralidae
Gene: lwr
Product: SUMO-conjugating enzyme UBC9-A
Exons: 4
Coding region: 179-658 (159 amino acids)
Biological process (GO): protein sumoylation
Cellular component (GO): nucleus
Molecular function (GO): SUMO conjugating enzyme activity
Source: RefSeq, a predicted model, not a curated record